Molecule: messenger RNA, 1164 nt
Organism: Rhodofomes roseus
Lineage: Eukaryota; Fungi; Basidiomycota; Agaricomycetes; Polyporales; Fomitopsidaceae
Product: putative CDK4/6
Exons: 6
Coding region: 52-1164 (370 amino acids)
Biological process (GO): protein phosphorylation; regulation of mRNA processing; spliceosomal complex assembly
Molecular function (GO): protein kinase activity; ATP binding
Source: RefSeq, a predicted model, not a curated record
CCCGCAUCCCAGUCGUCUCCCGUUGAAGCCCCUUAGAAUGUUAUCCCUUCUAUGCGCCGUUCGCCGCCUCGUACGAGAGCCACGAGCGGUCUCGAGGUUAUUGCCAACUCUCGCUUGGUCGAAGAGGAGACCUUAGACUGGGAGUGGUACAGUCCUGACGAAUUCAUCCAGGAGCACCGGCGUGCAGCUCUCAAGAUUGGCGCUUUCCAUGCGCUUUCAGGCGAACUGUCGGUCUCGAAAUAUCUGAAAACAAUCAGAAGAGGCCAUGUAGGCUCCUCUCUCGUUCGCCAGACGCUAGAUGAGUUCGAAGUCACUCGCCAGGCCCGGAAGUAUGAAGCUAUCGUCUACUCGCCAUUGGCGAUUACCUUACGUGGAUUUCGAAAGAUAUUCCGUGAUCAAGCUCUUCCAAUUGAGCUUCUGAGGUUGGUUGUCAGACACGUCUUCGUCGCGCUCGACUUCCUGCAUACUGAGGCUCGCGCGAUACACACCGGUGGGCUACAUUCUGACAUACAGGAGAAGAACAUCCUGCUCGGCUUGGACGACAACACAGCCGAGGCUGAUUUGGACAAGUUUGCGCAGCAAGAGUUCGAGUCCUCUAGUCCACGGAAGAUAAACGGUGACCGCGUCAUCUACACGUCCCAUGCCACUCUACUCUGCGACCUCGGCGACGCGCGCUUUGGAGAGUACGAUCCGGCGGCCGAUAUCCAGCCCUAUCAGUGUCGCGCCCCUGAAAUGAUCCUCGACAUGCCUUGGGAUCACAAAGCGGACAGCUUGAACGUCGGAGUCUUGCGCUCGCUCACUGCCAGUGUGCCCCAAAUCUGGGAUUUGUUCGAGAACGACAAUCUGUUCGAGCCAACGGGUGGGUCUCAGAAUAAACAGAACAAUAUAUACCCCCUCGCCCAUAUGAUCGCGCUGCUUGGCCCCCACCGAAUGACUCCCUCGAGCGGACUCAGGCGGAUCCUCAACAGUCACGCAGGCAACUGGAAGGGCGAUGCGGACAUCCCGGACGCGAGUCUUGGGCAUGCCGAGGAGGAUUGGGCAGGGGAGGAUAAGGUGCUGUUCCUCCGCUUUGUUAGGAAGAUGCUGAAGUGGAAGCUCGAGGAGAGGGCAAGUGCGAAAGAACUGCUGGAUGAUCCGUGGCUUAAUGCAGAACAACGUACGUAG